AUGUAUAAAUGCAUGGAUGUUAAUCGUUUUCAUUUCAUUGAAGGUGAUACUGAUUCAUCUUAUUGGGCAAUCGCUGGCGACCCAAAUCUUCCUAACACUCAAGCAUUUCAAGCAAUUGUUACCGAUAAACAAUUUUAUGAUAAAAACAUUUUCAAAUUCGCACCAUUUGAUUUCUUCUGUUUUGAUGAGAAAUUUAAACCUAAAUUAAAGAAUAAAGCUGAAGAAAAAGCACAUGAGAAGAAGUUAUUGGGUUUAGCAAUUGAGAAACAAGGUGAUAACAUGGUUGCUUUAUGUCCUAAAUGUUAUACAUCAUUCAACGGUUCAAUUGAUGGAAGUGAUUUUAAAAAGAUUGCACAAAAAAUGAAAGGUGUUAGUUUACGACAAAAUAAGCAAUUAACACCUAAAAAAUAUUUGGAUAUAAUAAAUGAUAAAGUGAUAUUUGAUGGUCAGAAUAUUAAUUUACAACUUAAAAACGGGUCAAUGACUCGCUUAACAAUCGGUAAGACUGCAUUAACAGGAGCACACACUAAGGCUGUAUGUUGUGAAAAUGGAUGUUGUAUGCCAUUUAUUUAA
This is a messenger RNA of Trichomonas vaginalis G3, 573 nucleotides long. RefSeq lists its product as uncharacterized. Bases 1 to 573 code for a protein of 190 amino acids. The record is from RefSeq and is a predicted model, not a curated record. NCBI's taxonomy places the organism in Eukaryota, Parabasalia, Trichomonadida, Trichomonadidae. The transcript has a single exon.